Messenger RNA from Darwinula stevensoni, 990 nucleotides. The record is from the annotation of a GenBank genome assembly. NCBI's taxonomy places the organism in Eukaryota, Metazoa, Arthropoda, Ostracoda, Podocopida, Darwinulidae.
AUGAUGGUCUGCACGAGUUGCUGUUUGCAUCAAGGGUCGAAGGGGUGUCGGAGUGAUGUCGUCGGGUCGGACCGCAUGAGAAUGGCGGCGUCGGUCCCGAUCGGGGAGGAGAGGCAGUACAACUUUCUGGGGAGCGAGUACUGCGCGGGGUACCGGGAUGCGUUCGGGGGGUGGACGGAGGGCUUCUACUGCCCGAAGCCGGAAUCGCAGCACGAGGUGUAUUGCUGCGGGGCGCCGAGUUACAAGUACUGCUGUGCGAGGAGGGACCAGCAUCUGCUGGAGGAGACGGACAUGUGGCGGGUUGUCGUGACGCUUGCAUCCCGAAAACGUGUAGGCGGAAGAGUGUACCGUCUGGAGAGCAGCAGCAUGACGAGCGGGAUGGCGAACAUGUACUCAGGGUCCGCGGGUCCCGGGACGCCAGUGACGGCAACGGGACACGUCCCCACGUCUCUCAUCCCCAUCCCCAUCCCCAUCCCCGCGUCGAGCGGGACCGCCAGCACCCUCCCGAGACAGGCCCCGCUCAACCGCACCUUCAGGCCCUCGGAUUCCUCCACGCUGCGUCGGGACCGCUCUCGCUCCCGAGACGACGAAGAGCCCGAGAAGGAAAGAAAGAAAGACAAAGCCGACGCGGAAGGAGACGAAGGAGAGGACGACGACGAGGAGGAGGAAGAGGAGGAGAGGCCGUUGGUCGAACCACCUGCUCCAUUCAACAAUCCCAGAAUCACUCCCAUUCAAACCACCGUCCCUUCUUCCACCGAUACGUCAACGACGAUGAGUUCAUUCUCGUCUGCCACUAUCGGGAGGCCCCGAAGCUUCGCGGGCCACCUCCAUCCCAAUCCCCAUCAUCAUCACUACCAGCAGCACCAUCACCACGAGUACCGCCAUCUGUCGGGGACGGCGACGCUGGGGCCCGGUCGACGGAGCCACAGCUCCACCUCCACCCACGUCCUCCCGCCUGAAGACGCUCUCUACAGAUCCACAAAGUUCUGA